Messenger RNA from Urocitellus parryii (Arctic ground squirrel), 2171 nucleotides. RefSeq names its product protein phosphatase 1 regulatory inhibitor subunit 14C (gene Ppp1r14c). Lineage: Eukaryota; Metazoa; Chordata; Mammalia; Rodentia; Sciuridae. The record is from RefSeq and is a predicted model, not a curated record. Gene Ontology annotation, molecular function: protein serine/threonine phosphatase inhibitor activity. Gene Ontology annotation, biological process: regulation of phosphorylation. Gene Ontology annotation, cellular component: cytoplasm.
CGCCGCCUCUCCUCCCGCCCUCCCCGAGGAGCCGGGCGUGCGCUGCGCUGCGCGCGGAGCAGGUGCGGGCGAGCCCCUCGCAUGAGGUUGCCCGACUGACGGUGGUAGCGGCGCCGGGGGCUCCGCCCGCCCCUCCUCGGGGCCGCACUCGGACUCCGGCGCGCGAGGAAAUGUCGGUGGUGACGGGCAGCAGCGAGGCGGCCGCCGGCGGGGCCGGUGGCGGUGGGGCGCGGGUUUUCUUCCAGAGCCCCCGCGGCGGUGCCAGCGGCAGCUCGGGCUCCUCCCGGGAGGAGUCAGCGCCGGUGGCCACGGCGGCCACUGCCGGGCAGGUUCAGCAGCAACAGCAGCAGCAACAGCAGCAGCGGCGCCACCAGCAAGGAAAAGUGACAGUGAAAUACGACAGAAAGGAGCUUCGGAAGCGGCUGGUGCUGGAGGAGUGGAUCGUGGAGCAGCUGGGUCAGCUGUACGGUUGCGAGGAAGAAGAAAUGCCAGACGUGGAAAUCGACAUCGACGACCUUCUUGAUGCAGACAGUGAGGAAGAGAGAGCAUUAAAACUACAGGAAGCUCUUGUAGACUGCUACAAUCCAACAGAGGAAUUUAUCGCAGAGCUGCUCUCCCGGAUAAGAGGCAUGAGGAAACUCAGCCCUCCACAGAAGAAGAGCAUAUGAUUCUGGAACAGGGUAGAACUGUCUCAGAGACAAAGUGUCCUGGGAUUUGGACUUCAUGAAGACUUUUAUUAAACAAUAUUUGUCCUUAUGAACAACUUUUUUUUUUUUUGGUGUGUGGGGAGGGAAUCUAUUAGACAUUUAUUCAAGAGUGUUCAUUUUUGUUCUUGUUGUUUUAAAGGUUUUCUUUAGUGUAAUAUUUUAAUAGCAAAGAUAUCAUGACUCUUGACUGCAGCCCUACUGAGGAUCCUCAAAGCAGGGGGACUUCCAAGGGUGGGCCAGGACAGGCAGUGUUUUCUUCAAGGACUCAGAUGUUUAGUACUUUACUAGGCAGGGAAGGUGGCUUUCUUAUAACCAGUUUGGUAAUGUUUUUUUCUUAAGUUGUACAUGUGACUCAGAUGUCAAAUUUCCUGUACUUGUAUAUAUAUCUACACACGACUAAGUUAAAAUGUAGAUGUGAGUUUUAUUUCACAUGGAUGGAACAAACUUGUGGUCAUCCUUUCAUGGGAGGUCACAGCACAUGUAUUUCCAAGAGGCCAUUGGGCAUUCUUCAUGUGAGUGCUGUUGACCUUCGACCUUCACUUUCUGCACCAAAGUGGAAGAAUCUAGUGUAUCCAUUAUUCUAAUGUGCUACACUAUGAAAACGUGGAGUUGGUCAAGGGCUUAAUUUGUGGACUUUAUAUGAUUUCAUUGGUCAGGACGCUUUGCCAGGUCAUAUGCUUAUUGCCUCAUUUGUGGUUGUUUAAAGUUUUAUGAACCCCUCAUUUGAAGAGCUAACCUGAUUUCUAGAGAAAUGCCCACRCUGUCUGAGUGGUGUUUUGUAAUGGAAAAAGGAAGCACUGUGUAGCAAUGAGUUCUCUGCUUUCCACCAAAUACUGUGUGUGAUUCCCUCUUCUGGAAAGCAGGUCAAAAGGAAGUUAGCAGAUUGAGCUGUCCAACUCCCUAGAAAUGAACUCUGGGUCCCUCUGUGCCUUGUAACAUCAGACCAGAGGUGGGUUAAGAAAGUGCUGAGGGAGUGUGGAGACAGCAGGGCCUCACCGUCUCUCAAGAAAGUUGCAUUUUUGGCUUUACUCAGUGGCUCAUGACGAGAACUCUGRAGUCUCCUGGCCCUAAGAAUGACCUGGAUCUCAAGCCUGGAGCUAGACCCGAGCACCUGCCCUGCACCUUCAGUUACUUACCAGCUCAUUGGAGUAGAAUUAUAAUUCAUAGGGGAUGUGGGUGGGGUAAAAGGUGACAGUAGAAACCCUUCCCUCCAGGAGGCCCCUGCGGCCUYCCCAUGAAACCCCACCUGCUGUAAGAUGUCUCCAGGUAGCCCUGUCUGAGGACAGGGACCAGGCAUUUUAUAUCAAGGGUGCUCUGAACAUAUUUUAUUUUUUAAAAAGAACAAUGUUUGUGAAUUCUACGUAUACUGGCAAGCUUUUGAAAAUGUAUUUAAUUUUGUAAUGUUUACCAAUGAUUUAUUUACAARCUAUUUACUCAAAUAAAUGGAGCUGCUUACAAACCUCA